AUGGAAGCCAGUGUACACGCUGAGAGCAACUUCGGUCCCAGGCGCCUCGUGUCUUCUGCAGGAGGAAGGCGCUGGCGGAGGAGGAAGGCCCUGGCAGCUAUUCAUAUCUACGUGACGGACGCCUCUGAGACGCCGCACUUCGACUCUUCGCAUUACUAUUACUCCAUUCCCGAGUUCGCCACGCCGGGGACCUUUGUGGGGAAAGUAGUCGCCUAUGAUGACGACGACGACCUCGAACACUACGCCUUGGAUGGUGUGGAGCCUCCUAAUAUGUUCAUCGUGGACCGAGUGCGUGGCUUCAUCGCCGUGGGUCGCUCGCCCCUGGACAAACAGUGGGUCUAUCACUUCCGGGCUGUUGCUAUCGACUACCAUGGCCACGUAGCCUCGGUUCCUGUCACUGUGUAUAUUAUAGCCAGCAGGCCUUGGUACGCACAACACAUGGGGAAGAAUAAACCCGAGAACCGCCACAAGCCGGUGUUUCCCGAGUGCGGCUCCUACGACGGCGUCCACGUGAAGGAGAACAUGACAGCGGGGACGCCAGUGGUGUUGGUGCUGGCCACUGACGAAGACACGGGGCAGAAUGGCCAUGUAAUGUAUACCCUGAUUAACAGUUUCGACAGCUUUACAGUGCAGGCGUCGAAUCAGCAUGGCCAGAUCACUACAACGAGGGUAAGCGUGUAUAUUGUGCAUUAGCAGGCAUGGUCUGGUCACUA
Messenger RNA from Penaeus chinensis, 713 nucleotides. RefSeq names its product cadherin-4-like. The transcript is spliced from 8 exons. Gene Ontology annotation, biological process: multicellular organism development; cell-cell junction assembly; homophilic cell-cell adhesion. Bases 1 to 693 code for a protein of 230 amino acids. The record is from RefSeq and is a predicted model, not a curated record. Gene Ontology annotation, molecular function: calcium ion binding; cadherin binding. Gene Ontology annotation, cellular component: membrane; catenin complex; adherens junction. NCBI's taxonomy places the organism in Eukaryota, Metazoa, Arthropoda, Malacostraca, Decapoda, Penaeidae.